This is a messenger RNA of Lytechinus variegatus (green sea urchin), 2115 nucleotides long. RefSeq names its product WSC domain-containing protein 2-like. Bases 635 to 1597 code for a protein of 320 amino acids. NCBI's taxonomy places the organism in Eukaryota, Metazoa, Echinodermata, Echinoidea, Temnopleuroida, Toxopneustidae. Gene Ontology annotation, molecular function: sulfotransferase activity. The transcript is spliced from 6 exons. The record is from RefSeq and is a predicted model, not a curated record.
UCUGCGUUGCAAACUUCAUGCCACGGGCCGGUCUGUCUGGAGAGAUUUUUCACAAGGCCGCUGUGAAUCUUACAGAGACUCCAACCCCAAACACCUGAUCUGGAGAUUCCCCCGCCUGGAUCCCGUAGCAAACUGGAGACUCGAAUGAGAUGUGCACUUUGAGUGCGAAGUCCCUUGCGGCCAGAGUCCUGGGCCCACUAAAAGGGUCCAGGAAGCUCUAGAUAGAUGCUCUCUUAUGCUAUCUCAGGCUAAUUUUUUAAUACGACAGCAGCAGUGGUGUAAUGAAUUAAAAAUUCGAAGGGAUAGAUAUGGCAUAUCGUGUAAAAUAUGCCUCAUGCGGUAUCUUCCAGCUAUUGAGUUUUCCUUGAAACAAAAAUGCUGGCAUGAUGUGAAACACCUCUCUAACUCUGUCAUACAUGAUUGAUCAGCAUUCUUUUCAUCAUAAGAAGUCUUCUAGGAUCAAGGUCUCGCAGGAUAUUUCUCACUUCUACUAUUGAGUAUUUUGCAGGACAGUCACUUGACAAUAAACAGCCUAGAGGUAUAUCCUUCUUUGGCCUUCAAUUCCUCAGGAAUAUACACUUCUAUUAAAGAAUUCUUCAAAUUCUGAGAGAGUCUCCGGUCACACUUAAAUGUCAUGGCUGGGGUCAAGAACAAGCCCACUGGCCCCAGCAGCUUCUUGUUAUGGCUAUUCUACCGCAUGUAUUCGGCCAGGGUCACCAUACUGUGGGUUAUGACUGUGCUUCUAGUGCUUGUGUUUGUCAUCUUUGGCUAUGUGGAUCAGUUCUGUCGGCACUGUGUGGAGUUGGAUCUGCAGAAACAGCUUUCUAGAGAUGGAAGGAUCCAACAAAUGGAUCAGAACCCAACAGUUGGCAGCAACUCCUGUUUAGCAGUGAAUUUUGCAGAGGAAGGCAGUCAAACGCUGUUAGCCUUGGCCAGCUAUCCAGGGUCAGGGAACACUUGGUUGAGACAUCUAAUGGAACACUCUACAGGCAUUUAUACAGGCAGUGUCUACACUGACAAAAGACUCCAACAGGGUGGUUUCCAUGGAGAAAGUGUCAACUUCAUGAAGAAGAGCGUUCUUGGUGUGAAGAUGCACCGAUGCAGUAAGAAAGAGCUAGUGAAGUUUGAGGCACUCAUUCUUCUUGUCAGGAACCCGUAUCAUGCCAUGAUCUCAGAAUGGCAUCGUUACCACUCCUCAGGCCAUGUCAACAAAGCUGAUGAAAAAUCAUUCCGCACAAAAGAAUGGGAGGAGUUUGUUGAAGAAGAAAGUAGCCAUUGGGAGAGGAUGAUGCGCAACUGUUUGAAGGACUCCCUGCGGACGAUGGUUGUGUUCUAUGAAAACCUUCAGGCCAACUUAGAAAUGGAACUGGCACAUAUUCAUCGCUUCCUACGGGUGCCCAUAGACAUUGAAAGGUUAAAAUGCGUGAAGGGCCACUCGGAGGGGAAGUUUCAUCGGGGGUCAGAUCAAGAGUUUGACCCUUAUACAGAAGAAAUGGUUACCAAAAUCAAUAGGAGGAUUGAAAAUGCUGCAAUUACUCUCAAGGACAAGGCCGAUGUUAAAUUUCCAGUGGAUUACAGGAAGUUACCUGGCUCAUAGCACAGGUCUUUAGAUGAAAUCAUUUUGAAUUAAAGCCAAACAUUGCUCAUGUAGGUGUAGGUACAAAAUGCUUUAUCACAAUCAUGAAUUUUCUUUUACCAAGCCAAAGUUAUUUUAUACAGUAAGUUAUGGGGAUCAUGAAAGAAUCAUGUCGCAACCCAACAAAAACCAAAAGCUACAGCAUUUUAGAAGUGCCAGUAAGCAGGUCAUUUAAUUUUAUGAUACUAUAUACCAAUUUGCAACUCAGAUGAUCAGUACUUGUGUGAAAAUGUUACAGCAGUGAAUAGCUUCAACAGAGAUACCAGAUUUCCAGCAAUUGCUCUGAAAAUCCAGCCCAGGCAGUGCAUACUCAAAUCAUACUUUUUUUGUGUGUGUGCUUUAUACCCCAUUAACAUUUGGUCUAUGAUCAUCAUAGAGUGCCCACCUGGGGAUCGUAUUCUGUUAAGCCUAACAAUUUUCCUACAGUGGACUCAGGAAUAAAAUAGCGUACUUGACCUUGGCAACAGGCGUAAAUUUGG